GUAACUUUUGACCAAAUCAAGCAUUUUUAACGCAUUUUUUUUUAAUUCAAGCUCUUUUUCCGUACUCUCUUCCUACCGUAAUACAUUUCCUGUUUGUGCCUUUAUCCUUUAGGUACAUGCCGUUGAACAAUGGCUAUUUUUCGACGAAUUUGAAGGGCCUACAAAACAGUGUCACGAGGCACUUUUUCGAUGUUGGAACGUGAUUUUGCAUGGUUCUAAACAUGCAGAAUAAGAAAAAAAUGUCGAGGGAGUGUGCCCCUACAUUUGUUUUUUUCGGUUUCUCCAACCAGAAAAUGGCAUUUUUCCCGUAGAAUUCUCCAUAUGUAUGUGCAUCAAAGCGAAUAGUUCCUGAACUUCAUUUGCAAGGAAAGUCAGCACCGGAAAACGUCGAAACGUUACGCUUUAAAGAUUCAAAGCUGCAUCUUGUACAAUGAACAAUUCCAUUAUGUCGGACGAUCUCAGAGUUGGUCAAACUUUCACCUCUUAUAGUGAGUUUGAAGCGUUCCAAUUCUCAUAUGAGCAAAAAGGAUACAAAUUAUCAAAAGUUCAUGGUAGUCAGACAAAGGCUGACCCUACUCUGGUAGACAACUCUUUGACCCUCCAGUGUAAUCGCUAUAUGGAACUUUUAAAUCCAGAGGUAACGCUGUUAGAAAAACUUAGAAAAAGUACAAAAUGUGGGUGCAUGUUUGAAAUCAAGAUAAAAGUAACCAAUAAUAAUAAUAAGGAGUUGAGGAUUGGUGACAAUUCUAAUUUAGAUCACAAUGAUGAGUGCAUUUCCAUAGUUCUCAAAAUGAAAAGUGCUAACACUGUAAAACCAAAAGAUUAUAAAAAUGCAAAAGAUGAUUGGAAACGCCUAGAUGAUUUGCUUAAUGAAAGCUCGUUAAAGGAUAUGUUUGAUGAUUUAGAUGAGAAGCUAACAAAUAGUGAUGAAGCAUGUGCAUUGGCAGCAAGCAGUUUUGAUACAUUUAAAAUAGAAUUGAUGAACACAGCUUUAUCAUCAACAGUUAACGUACAACAAGCAGAUUAUGAAACAAAAUCUGAUGAGAAGGAUACCGUAGAAGAUAGCAAUUGUUCAGUUAAAAAAACCAAUCUCAAUUUAAAGAAAAAAAUGCCAAUUACUGAACAAUUAGAAGUGGAAGAAGUUGAAAACUCAUUCAACGAUGAAGAUUUUGUUUUCAAUACUCAGCCCAAAACUGGAGGUAGGCCAAAGCAAGGCAAACCUCGAGCAAUUGGUUUGCCUCCUGUAUCAAAGGUACAGAUGUAUUAGAAAAAAAAACAGAGUACUUAAAGCAAGAACGUUGUUAAAAUAUCUUAUUAAUCUUGACUGGAUUGAUAAUAUCAUUGAAGGUGCUAGUUCCAUAAAACUACAAGACUGAAAACUGAUGAACGAAAAUAAUUUGAAAGAUAUUUUUAUCGAUGAUCAAGUUGAAGUUGAUGUUCUAAGAUACUAUAUGGACAACAAAGCACUAAGCUAUCUAAAAAACGUAAUUAAAAAAGGAUAAAAAUUACUUUUUGUGCAAUUUAUGCACCAACGAGGCAAUAUAUGGUAUGGUUCAAUGCAAUUCCUGUCUACAUUGGUACCACUUUUUUUGUGCCGAUGUAAAAGCUUCAGAUGUUGAAGAUGAAAAGAUACCCUGGUUUUGCGAUGAUUGUCUAAAUUAAAAUGUUGUAUCUAUAUCUACUUAUGACUAGCCAAUGUAAGUAUUUAUAUUUUCUAAAUUCACAGUAUGAAAUAUUAUUUUUUUAACUACUAUUACUAUUGUUUUUUUACUACUAUUUCUACUACUAUUGUUUUUUUAGAUUGAAAUCAGCUUGAAUAAGAAAAAAAGAAAAAGAAAACAUUUAAAAUGUUUUAAAUAUUUUUUUAAGGA
Molecule: messenger RNA, 1871 nt
Organism: Nasonia vitripennis (jewel wasp)
Lineage: Eukaryota; Metazoa; Arthropoda; Insecta; Hymenoptera; Pteromalidae
Exons: 4
Coding region: 431-1267 (278 amino acids)
Source: RefSeq, a predicted model, not a curated record